UAGUCCAAAUAUCCAAGCCAUUCAGGAAUUACAACUUGAAAAUAUGGCGGAACCUGUGCCUAGUAUUCCAAAUUCUAGCAAUCCGGCACGUCAAAAUGUUAAUAAUGGGCUUCAAUCAAUAGAAAUAGAACAACGAAAUACACAAAAUGAACAAAAGAAGAGUCAUCAACAUUCAUUGUCUAAUUAUGCUACUACAAUGAAAAUUAAAGUGAACUUUGCAGAUGAUGUCUUUGUGAUAGUUGUCCCUCAAGAUAUUGAAUACAGAGAGCUAUGUGAUCGUGUAGAACGUAAAAUACGGUUAUGUUCUACACGACGGGACGAAAGUGUUCCCAUUCGAAUCAGAUACCAAGAUGAGGAUGGAGAUCAUAUCACAAUUAAUUCUGAUGAAGAUGUUUCAAUGGCAUUCGAAG
Molecule: messenger RNA, 410 nt
Organism: Racocetra fulgida
Lineage: Eukaryota; Fungi; Glomeromycota; Glomeromycetes; Diversisporales; Gigasporaceae
Source: the annotation of a GenBank genome assembly